AUGCCAAGCGUCGCUGCGAAAGAGUACACUACCGUGGCCCCUGUCCGCCGCUCUGCGCGCCUCGCUGCCACCAUGGAGCAUGACAACAACAACGUCUCUCCCGUGACACCCAGUCCUCCGCCGGGAGGCAACCACCCUACCAGUCUGGCCACUGGAGAUGCCUCUGGCAGUUGCAGGAAGCGCCGCCGUUCCGCCUCGUCUGAAGACAGCCAGCGGGCAAAGCAGCCACGCAUCGAGGCCGAAGACGUCGCCGACCAAUUCCUCGCCCGAAUGGAGCAUCACCGGCGAGCGACGCAGGACCUUGAGGCGCACCUCGACAGCGUCCUCCUGUGCGUGGGCGAGGGGGCGCAGCCAGCCGGGACAACCAUCGACGCGGCCCGGGCCGUGGUGGAGCAGAUUUUUGCUCGUGUCGAGCAUCACAGGCAAGCGGUGACGGAGCUCGAGGGGCUCCUCGACAACGUGUUUCUGUGCGCGGGCGGCGCUCCCCCUCGCCCGUCCCCGUUCCCAUCCCCGCCGCCGCCGCCGCCGAACACGGAGCUCACCGUCCGCGCCGCGGAGGGCUCCACCAUCAUGCGGCGGAUGCACCUCGCCUCGCGCGCCGGCGCGCCGUCCUUGUCUCGGACGAACCUCCGGCUGAGGAUCAGGGUGGACGGCUGGCAACGCCUCUACCGGGAGGCGUACCUGCACUCGCGGGACCUCGACGCGACAGAGGUGGAUCCAUCGCCCUCGCCUCCGCCACCUUCCCCGGGCCUGAAGGCCGAGCCGGACGAAAUCAAAACAAAGCGUGAGCCGGACGAGGUGGAUGAGGUCAAGGUCAAGCAGGAGCCGGCCGAGCAGGACGACGUCAAAAUCAAGCGGGAGCUGGCUGAGGAAGAGGGCGUCAAACUUAAGCGUGAUCCGGAUGAGAAAGACGAGGUCAAAAUUAAGCAGGAGGCGGACGAGGACGACGACGUCACGAUUAUGCUGGAGCCGGAUGUUUCGUCUCUGCUCGCUUCGCUGCCGGCCAUGCCGGCAGACCACUGCGUUGCUCGAGAUGCCAGCGCCGAUGACUUGGAUGCGCAGGCACUGCUCGCGGAAUUCGAUCUCCCGCAGGUCCGGGCCAAUUGGGAGGAAGGGCAGGGUUGGAUGCGUCUGGACGUAUUUGUGGGCUGCGGUCGGUUUGAGGGGUAUCUGAAGCUACUCGCUGAGUGGCUUGUAUUCUGGGAGGAUCAUGUCAAGGAGUACUGCUGA
Molecule: messenger RNA, 1230 nt
Organism: Parathielavia appendiculata
Lineage: Eukaryota; Fungi; Ascomycota; Sordariomycetes; Sordariales; Chaetomiaceae
Exons: 3
Coding region: 1-1230 (409 amino acids)
Source: RefSeq, a predicted model, not a curated record